Molecule: messenger RNA, 5189 nt
Organism: Sinocyclocheilus rhinocerous
Lineage: Eukaryota; Metazoa; Chordata; Actinopteri; Cypriniformes; Cyprinidae
Product: T-lymphoma invasion and metastasis-inducing protein 1-like
Exons: 28
Coding region: 418-5082 (1554 amino acids)
Biological process (GO): activation of GTPase activity; small GTPase-mediated signal transduction
Cellular component (GO): plasma membrane; cytosol
Molecular function (GO): guanyl-nucleotide exchange factor activity
Source: RefSeq, a predicted model, not a curated record
UUCAGACAGACCAAAAGGAGCAGAACCACACGCAUUCCUGCUCCCAAUCUCAGUCAUUCCGAGACAGAAGGAAAGGGGGAAGGGGAAGGAGGUAAAAAGAGUGUGGGAGAGGGGAGGAGAAGAGGGGGGAGAUCGCUGAACGGACACAGCCCCCAUCCCAAGCUGUUUCAGUUCGCGGCCACUCACGUGGGAGUCAGUAUGUUGUGGAGUUGGAGACGGAAUGUGGACGGCGCUGCAGGAAACAUGAGAUUUUAGAAAGGACGCGUGUCAUUGGGUCACAGGAUCGCCCCCUGGGAAGAUUUUGGACGUCACCCGUAACGCCACGAAAGGCAUGGUAGUAGGAGCUGAUCUGUAUGCAGAGUGAAAUCUAUCAUGACUGGGAUUGGGAUGCCAUUGGCACACCGCAGAUACUGAGCCAUGGGUAACACAGAAAGUCAUAGCGGCGGCCAUGGUUACUAUGGAGACGGCCAGCGCCACCUCUCCCGUAAGCACAUGUCCCGCUCGCUCCGCCUGUCCAGCAAGCAGACGUACUGUUCCCGCCGAACGCCGUCCGGAAAACCAGAGCACCGCAACUCCGAGACCAGCACGCGCUCCAGCAGCACUCCCAGCAUCCCACAGUCGCUGGCUGACCACGGCCUGGAGCCCUUCAACGACUCGGACAUGCUGCCCAACUUCAGCGGCCCCAUUUGGGUGGACCGUGUGGCCAUGAAUCUCCGACCCAUGUCCUUCCACAACCAUCCGGCCCAUUCGCCCGCCGCCACCGCCAAACAAGCCACACAGGACGACACUGAGCCGCCGGAGGACACGACACUCGUCCAACGCACACGGGACAGUUCCCAAGAGGCGUCCAGCUUUAAAAAGAAGCGCUCUAAGUCUGCGGACAUGUGGAGGGAGGAUUCGCUGGAGGUGUCCUUAUCCGACCUGAGCCAGGAGCACCUGACCAGCACGGAGGAGAUCGGAGACACGCCGGACGACUGCGAAACCUGUUUACAGUCGUCCGCUCAGGAGCUGCUGGACUCAAACCGAGCCAAUUCUUUAGACGAACUCUACGGACCGAAGAGCCCCGCCUGCAGGCCCACACACGGACGCUAUGCCAAAUGGCACAAGGGCGGCGGCACAAGCAGAGAAGGUGACGAGGAUAAGAUGAUCUCGCCCUGUGAGGACGACGGAGCCGCAUACAGCGCGUAUACACUGCCCUGCCGCCGAUCUCACUGUCUGUCGGAGGGACCGACCAAUCAUCAAGGAGUUAUGCAAGGGAGGCGGGCACAAACCAUACAGGAUGUCACAGCAGGAGACGGCAGUGAUUAUGAGGACAGCGGUAUCGAUGGGCUGACUGGGGACAGCGAGGCGUCUCAGCACCACGCUCGACGCUAUAAGACCAUGUCUGUGUCUUUCUCCGCUUACUCCACGUCAGCAGGGGCCGCCUUCGCAGGGAGCGACAGUGGGUCAAUGAUCAAGUUGUUAUUUCAUGUUCAGGAUGUCACAGCAGGAGACGGCAGUGAUUAUGAGGACAGCGGUAUCGAUGGGCUGACUGGGGACAGCGAGGCGUCUCAGCACCACGCUCGACGCUAUAAGACCAUGUCUGUGUCUUUCUCCGCUUACUCCACGUCAGCAGGGGCCGCCUUCGCAGGGAGCGACAGUGGGAGCAGCAGCGGGGCUGGAGCGGGACCCUCAGAUGGCACACAGGGUGUCUAUGAGAACUUCCGUCAGGAGCUGGAACAGAACGUGAGUCCGGUGGAGGUUCCCGAGGAGAGAAGCUCAGCGUUCAGCGACGAGCAGAGCAGCGUGACCCUGAGCUCCGCUUACCACACCGACCCUCUGCUGAACGUGGCCGCUGUACAGGGAACCGUACGCAAAGCUGGACGCCUCGCUAUCAAAAACUUCCUGGUGCAUAAAAAAAACAAGAAGGUGGAGCUCGCCCCUCGCCGCAAGUGGAAGAGCUACUGGGUGUCCCUCAAAGGAUGCACUCUGUUUUUCUAUGAGACGGACGGCCGGUCGGGCAUUGAUCACAACAGCGUCCCUAAACAUGCCGUGUGGGCCGAGAACAGCAUCGUCCAGGCCGUCCCAGAACACCCCAAAAAAGAUUUUGUCUUCUGCCUGAGUAACUCGCUCGGAGACUCCUUCCUUUUUCAGACCUGCAGCCAAACUGAGCUUGAGAACUGGAUCACGGCCAUUCACUCGGCCUGCGCUGCGGCCGUCGCUCGACAACACCACCGCGAAGACACGGUGCGUCUGCUGCGGGCCGAGAUCCGAAAGCUGGAGCAGAAGAUCGACAUGGAUGAGAAGAUGAAGAAAAUGGGAGACAUGCAGCUCUCUGCUGUCACCGACGCCAAGAAGAGGAAGACCAUUCUGGAGCAGAUUUUCCUGUGGGAGCAGAAUUUAGAGCAGUUCCACAUGGAUCUCAUUAUUCCUUUUACAUCGUUCCGCUUCCGCUGUUACCUGUCCAGCCUGCAGGGCGGCGAGCUUCCCAACCCCAAACGCCUGCUGGCCUUCGCCUCCCGUCCCACCAAACUGGCCAUGGGCCGACUGGGCAUUUUUUCAGUCUCUUCUUUCCAUGCACUGGUGGCAGCUCGCACUGAGAGCGGCGUGAGGCGUCGGACGCAGGCGAUGUCGCGCUCCACCAGCAAACGCAAGAGUCGCUUCUCCUCACUAUGGGGUCUGGACACCCACUCCAAGAGAAAGAGUAAAGGUCAUCCCAGCAUUAACCAGGUUUUUGCAGAAGGAGAUGAUCCAGUUAAAAAUCCUCUAGAAGGCAUGUUUGAGGGUUCUUCUAGUGAUACGACGAAAGACACCAAGACCCCAGUGAAAGGUCUGCCAAGACCCAGCGCAGAUCAUGACAUCUGGUCCAGAGACCACCUCACUCCAUCAUGGGUGCUGCUGCCAAACGACCAGCCUGUGUUAGCCAUCAUCCAACCCGGAGAGUCGGCCCUCGACAUGCUGGAAACGAUCUGCAAGGCUCACCAACUGGACCCCACUAAACACUACGUGCGGCUUAAGCUCCUCAUUGAGAACCAAGUGCAGUUUUAUAUCCCCAAACCGGAGGAGGAUAUUUAUGAUCUGCUGUAUAAGGAAAUCGAGCUGUGCUGUAAGAUCAGGAAGGUCAUUCAGUUUGAUCGGGAUGAGUCCUGCAUGAUCGGCUACGGUUUUUCCAUUUCAGUGGUGGAGGAGGACAGCGUUCAGCAGCUCUAUAUCACUGACGUGAAAGCUGGAGGAUUAGCGUUCGCUAAAGAGGAGAUUCUUGACGAUGGAGUGGGUCUGAUUGUGGAGACUUUGGGAGACAGUUUAGACGACGACUCGAAGCUCUUCGCUGAGUUUGAUGACUAUGGAAAGGAGAUUCUUGACGAUGGAGUGGGUCUGAUUGUGGAGACUUCGGGAGACAGUUUAGACGACGACUCGAAGCUCUUCGCUGAGUUUGAUGACUAUGGAAAGCUCAGUGUUUGCUCAGCGUGCCAGGAAGAGAGAGAGAAGAUAAAUGAGGUGGUGUCGCAUCAGAACGGGCGGGUGAAUACAGAGUUGGACGAGCAUAGAGGAGGACGGUGGGCCUGCGUGUUCCUCUCCGAGGCUGUUUCUGCUGGUCCUGAGUCAGUCAUGUCUGUGCUCAAACGCAACAGACACAGCAAACGCUCAUCGGACUCCAUAUAUGACCUGCUGCAUCUGAGUACGGAGCAAGUCGCAGCUUUCUGCCGCAGUCUGCACGAGAUGAAUCCCUCAUCCGAGGUUGUCUCUUCCUCGUCCGGCCCGGAGUCUUCCUCGCUCCCUCCGAGCAACGCCACUCCACGCCAGCUCUCCGAUGCCGACAAACUCCGCAAAGUCAUCUGCGAACUUGUGGAGACGGAGCGCACCUACGUCAAAGAUCUGAACUAUUUGAUUGGGCGAUAUUUAACCCCGCUGCAGAAGGAGUCUUUCCUCACUCAGGAUGAGCUGGACGUGCUGUUCGGAAACCUCCCGGAGAUGCUGGAGUUUCAGGUGGAGUUUCUGAAGACUCUGGAAGACGGAACCCGACUGGUGCCGGACCUGGAGAAACUGGAGCGAGUAGAAGAGUUCAAGAAAAUCCUCUUUUCUCUGGGCGGCUCGUUCCUGUAUUACGCCGACCGCUUCAAGAUCUACAGCGCUUUCUGUGCCAGCCACACCAAAGUGCCCAAAGUGCUGGUCAAAGCAAAAACAGACGCGGCCUUCAAGGCGUUUCUGGACGAGCGCAACCCCAAACAGCAGCAUUCGUCCACACUGGAGUCAUACCUGAUCAAACCCAUCCAGAGAGUGCUGAAGUACCCUCUGCUCCUGAGAGAACUGCACUCGCUCACAGACCCCGACAGCGAGGAGCACUACCAUCUGAACAUUGCAAUGAAAGCCAUGAACACAGUUGCCAGUCACAUCAACGAGAUGCAGAAGAUCCACGAGGAGUUUGGAGCCGUCUUUGACCUCCUCAUCUCUGAACAUGCUGGAGACAAGAAAGAGGUUGCUGACUUGUCUAUGGGAGAUUUACUCCUCCACACCAGCGUGACAUGGAUCAACCCGUCCUCCUCACUGGGAAAGUGCAAGAAAGAGCCACAGCUGGCCACAUUCGUCUCUGCCCCGACUCGCACUCUGGGCCGCAGGAAACUGGUGCGGAACCGCUUCACCAUCGACACGGACAUUGUUUUCGACACCGAGCCUGACAGCGACUCGCCAGACUCCCAGCAUGCUCAGCAGCAGGGCAUCGUUCCGGCGGGCGACACCGACCGCUGGGUAGAGGAACAGUUCGACCUUCAGCGCUACGAGGAGCAGGAACAGGACGUGAAGGAAACAGACAUCCUGAGCGACGACGACGAGUUCUGCCAGUCCGCUCUGAGCCCUUCCACCGAUCCGGACGUGGAGGGUCCCCUUUCCGCCCUCUCACUGGAGGGAGACACGGCUGAGGAGGAAGAAGAGGAGGAAGAGGAUGGCAAGAAGGACUACAAAUCCCAGCAUGCCAAGCUGUCUCAUUUAGGGAAGCAGUGUGCCAUGUCGGUGGCCAGUGUGGAUGAGCAGGUGCCCGGUGAGGACAUCUGGGUGCGACGGGACAGCAGCACAGAGAACGAGACACAGGACGAAACCCAGAGCUAAAACGCAUCAGAAGACAGAGUCAGUUAAAGAAAUAAUUCACUCGAAAAUUUUAAUUUGCUGAAAGAUUACUCACCCACAGGCGUUCCAAGAUGUAGAUGAGUUUGUUU